Hemibagrus wyckioides is the source of this 5406-nucleotide messenger RNA. It is a transcript of the gene clcn6, whose product is annotated as chloride channel 6. Gene Ontology annotation, cellular component: lysosomal membrane; intracellular membrane-bounded organelle. Gene Ontology annotation, molecular function: voltage-gated chloride channel activity. The coding region runs from base 35 to 2635 and encodes 866 amino acids. The record is from RefSeq and is a predicted model, not a curated record. Gene Ontology annotation, biological process: chloride transport; transmembrane transport. NCBI's taxonomy places the organism in Eukaryota, Metazoa, Chordata, Actinopteri, Siluriformes, Bagridae. The transcript has 23 exons.
CACGUGACGCGGGUGGCAUGCCCACCAGGUUGUGAUGCUGAAGAUGGCGUGUUGUGGGAGCUGUUUGUGUUGUCAAUGCUGUUGCAGAGAGGGAGAAACCAGAACACCAGAGGAGCUGACGAUCCUGGGUGAAACCAGGGAAGAUGAAGAUGAAAUCCUACCACGGAAAGACUACGAGAGUUUGGAUUAUGACCGGUGUAUUAAUGAUCCCUAUGUGGAGGUGUUGGAAGGGAUGGACAAUAAGAAAGCCAAAAAGUUUGAAGCUGUCAAGUGGCUGUUAGUGUUUGCUAUUGGAGUAUCGACAGGCCUGAUUGGCGUCCUUGUCGAUUUCUUCGUGCACCUCUUCACCCAGCUGAAGUUCAGACUUGUAGGAAAAUCUGUGGAGGAAUGCACUGAAAAUGGCUGCCUAGCUUUGUCAUUGCUUGAACUUCUAGCAUUCAAUAUGGCAUUUGUGUUUAUCGCCAGCGUCCUGGUUCUGAUCGAGCCUGUGGCUGCUGGAUCAGGUAUUCCAGAAAUCAAAAGUUACCUGAAUGGCGUGAAAAUCCCAGGAAUCGUACGACUGCGCACCUUCAUCUGCAAAGCCGCCGGGGUUCUGUUCGCUGUAGCCGGAGGUUUGUUUGUGGGAAAAGAAGGACCCAUGAUCCACAGCGGUGCCAUUGUAGGAGCUGGACUUCCCCAGUUUCAGAGCAUCACCUUCAAGAAAAUCCGUUUUCAGUUUCCCUACUUCCGUAGUGACAGGGAUAAGAGGGAUUUUGUGUCUGCAGGCGCAGCAGCAGGAGUGGCUGCAGCCUUCGGGGCUCCCAUCGGGGGUACUCUGUUUAGUCUGGAGGAAGGAUCAUCUUUUUGGAACCAAGCGCUUACGUGGAAAGUGCUGUUCUGCUCCAUGUCGGCCACCUUCACUCUCAAUUUCUUUCGCUCUGGAAUCAACUACAACCAAUGGGGAUCCUUCCAGCUGCCUGGCCUGCUCAACUUCGGAGAGUUUAAGUGUCCAGACGGAGAUAAGAAGUGUCAUCUAUGGACAGCGGUGGACCUGGCUUUCUUCGUGCUGAUGGGGUUAGUGGGCGGUCUCCUCGGCGCCACCUUCAACUGCAUCAACAAGCGGCUCGCCAAGUACCGCAUGAGGAACGUCCACCCCAAAGCUAAAUUCAUUAGGGUGCUGGAGAGUCUGCUGGUGUGUCUGGUGACUACUGUGGUGAUUUUUAUAUCCUCCAUGACCCUGGGCGAGUGCAGGGAUUUAGUCUCCCCAGCAGCUAACAACACAACAGCACAAAUAACAUCAAACGAGGAUGUGAACUCAACGAUACGGCGGUUCUUCUGCUCCAAUAAGACCUACAACGACAUGGCAACACUUUUCUUUAACCCACAGGAGACAGCAAUACACCAGCUGUUCCACCAAGAUGCCACCUUUAGUCCAGUCACACUCUCUCUGUUCUUUGUGCUGUAUUUUUUGCUGAGCUGUUGGACAUAUGGUGUCUCGGUCCCUAGUGGACUCUUUGUCCCUUCACUACUCUGUGGAGCCUCUCUUGGACGCCUAGUGGCCAACGUCCUUAAAAUGAAUCUUGUUAUGCAGAUAUACUCAGGGACUUUUGCUCUGAUUGGAGCAGCUGCCUUUCUGGGAGGCGUGGUACGCAUGACCAUCAGCCUCACCGUCAUCCUCAUCGAGUCAACCAAUGAGAUCACAUAUGGUCUUCCCAUCAUGAUUACACUAAUGGUGGCCAAAUGGACAGGAGAUUUGUUUAAUAAGGGAAUUUACGAUAUUCAUAUUCAUCUCAGAGGAGUGCCGCUGCUGGAGUGGGAGACUGAAGUAGAAAUGGACAAACUAACCGCCAGUGACAUCAUGGAGCCCAACGUGACCUAUGUGUAUCCACACACACGCAUCCAGUCUUUGGUCAGCAUUUUGAGGACCACCGUGUAUCACUCCUUCCCCGUGGUCACCGAGAACCGGGAAAAUGAAAAAGAGUUCAUGAAGGGGAACAUCCUUGUCAGCAACAACAUCAGAUUUAAGAAAACGAGCGUGCUGACGCGGGCCGGGGAGCAGAGGCGGAGGUGCCAGUCGAUGAAAUCGUACCCUUCCAGUGAACUGCGCAACGUAUGUGAUGAGCAGGUGGGGGUGGAGCUAGCUGAGGAAGGUCAGGACAUGCUGCAGCAGAUGCUGGACAGGAGACACGCACCGUAUCCGAGUCUGUACCCAGACCAGUCCCCCAGCGAGGAGUGGAGUAUGGAGGAGAGGUUCCGCCCACUCACCUUUCACGGCCUCAUCCUGCGCUCACAGCUCGUCAACCUGCUCAUACGUGGCGUGUGUUACGCUGAAAAUCAAUCGAGUGCGUCUCAGCCACGACUCUCCUACGCAGAGAUGACGGAGGAUUACCCACGCUUCCCUGACAUUCAUGAUCUAGACCUCACCCUCCUCAACCCACGCAUGAUAGUGGAUGUGACUCCUUACAUGAAUCCAAGUCCAUACACAGUCUCUCCAAACACGCACGUCUCUCAGGUCUUUAACCUGUUCAGGACCAUGGGGCUCCGCCACCUGCCUGUGGUCAACGCAGUAGGAGAGAUUGUAGGAAUAAUCACAAGACAUAAUUUGACCCAUGAGUUCUUAAUGGCGAAGCUCAGACAGCAUUCCAUCACCAUCUGAGAGGAGCGCUCACAUCAUCUGUUAUCGGCUGCAGCUCAGAUGGACCCAGGUGUGUGUGUUUAUGUAUGUGUGUGUGUGUGUGAGCCAUGUCUCUACUCACACUUGGCCAGCUCUCACUGUUAAGCCAAUCCUGGGUAUUUCCUGGACCACUACAACAUGGUAAAGCAUGCUCAUAUUGACCGACACACACACACACACACACACAUGUAAACACACAGGCAGACUGUAUCAUACUAAUUUAAAGGCCGAGUCAUGAAACAUUCUCGCGUGUGUUAAACAUUUGCCUUGCUUUAUGAACCUCACUGUAGCACUUUUUUUUUUUUUCUUGGACGUUCAUUAUGUUUUGGUGUUUCUGUUCCCUGACGUUUUUGUAUUUGUCUUAAUAUGCUCUUGCACUAACUGUUCAUUUCAACAGGAAUGUAAAGUUAAGGCCAGAAGGGAAGGUUACUGAAAGUGUGGCACUUUCCCAUGUCCAUCCUACAGUGUUUCAUAUAUGAUUUUAACUCCCCCAUCAGUGUUCCAUCAGAGUCGGGGGGGGGUUGAACUGGCGUUAAAUCUGAAUCUCAUCUCAAAAGCAGGGCAGUUCCAGGAUCGGAUUGUUUAAAAUGGCAUUCAUGUCUCUUUUUAUUCAUUUUAGUAUUAUGAAUACUCCAGCAUUUGGUUUGUUUUGUUUUUUUCAAAUUCGCAUGUAUGUGUGAUGACUACAGACAAUAACUAAGUCUUGGAAUGUUUCCCUGUACUGAGAACAGAACAAAAACCGUUUACUCCAAAACUGAUUCAUAAUGGAUGCUUAAGAGAUAUUGGGGAUUUCAGUUAUUGAAAUUUCAUAUGUUACUAUAUAGCAGACAUUCAGCUCAACAACCAUGACACUUUAAAAGUUAAAAAGUCUUAAGAUAGGAUGUUCUUGAGAAAACAAUCUUACCAACUCUGCUGCUUUUUAUAGAACAAUCUGAUCAUAGCAUGAAAAGUGACAUAAACCUAUAUAAUGCUUUAUAAAUGCUCUUCCCAGCAGGUAUCAGCUGGCAUAAGGACUGCUUUUAUUCAUUUUAAUGUCAUUGUUAUGUUAUUAUUAGUUCCAGAAAUACGAUGGCACCGUAGUUCGUUUUUGUUUUGUUUUUAACUAUUACUUGACCCACAAGCAUUAAGUUUACGUUAAGCAUUAACGCAGUGUCAUGACAAUUAUGUACAUUUUCUCUGACACUGUUUAGUUGAUGUCAGUUGAAUUUGAGUAGGUGGUUGUUUAUUAGUAACAGAUAUCCUCAAAUUGAAAAUUCCCUAUUUUAAAAAUUAUGGCUUGAUUUACAGAUCAUUUUAAAUAAAGAAGUGUUUGACCCAACAACUUCUAUUAGAAGUGAGUUUACAGUAAACAGGGUGUUUGUUGUUGUUGUUCUUUUCUCAGCACAGGAAAAGUGUCAGUGUGUCCACAUACUCUAUACACAUAGUAGCUACAGAUUGAAAUACACCGGAGUAGUCCUUUAUAACCAAGCUUACAGGAAGAAAUGAAAAGACUUUUACUCUCUGAACCCUUUGAGGGACCAGCUUUAGUUCAUCUAUAGUCGUUCUUUAUGAAUAAGCAUCAUAUCAGAUGCCAAUUUAAUUUAUUAUUCCAAUUUGGAGUAAUAACAGUAUUUUAAGAAACGGUGCAAUUGCCGUCAUACGAGAAGGAGGGCUCAUACAAAUGUACUGCUCCUCUUACGAGAGAGAGAGAGAGAGAGAGAGAGAAAAGAAGCUUUCUCAGGGUGUGUUUGUAUUGUUGAACUGAUCAAAAUACCACACAAGGACAGGUUAUUAAAGACAUGUCUGAUACUGUGGUGUAACAGUAGAAAGCCGUUUAGGCACAGCACCUAUCAUUCACGUUCAUGUGGUGUAAUAUUGUGUAUAGUGUUGGAAAUUUAUGGCAUGAAUACACUAAGCAUUCCUUUUUUAAAUUGCUAUCAUUUUAUUAUUUUUUUAUUAUUCUGUUCUGUAUUUAAGAUUAAGCUUCCGUUGAGAUUUAUUUGCUGAAUGAUGUUAGCGUUUUAAAUGCUUUAAUAUGGAUCGGUCAGUGUUUUUCUUUCGAAAAAGCUACACAUUUCGAGUGUUCGUAUUUUCCUCAAGCAGAUGAUGUGAACCAAGUAAACUGUAAAGGAACUUUCCUUCACCUCCUCCGUUACAUGUAGGUGACUGUAAUUCUUCCCUUCUGUUUAAUUACACCUUUCUCGACUACACUGUCUUUCAUACACGCAGUGAGAAACUCAAUAUGAUUUCUUAUUAUCUUGAUUAGUGUAGUAGUAGUAUUUCAGCAUUAAGCGUGUCAGUCUCAAUAGCAGCAAACUAACUCCACCAACAUGUCCAACAUUGGAUUAUUUAAGGUUUAUUUUGUGUAGAUUUUCAGUAUUAUAUUCAUCUGCUUCUGAGAUUCACAUGCAAGCUUGCAUACUGAUGGAGUCACCUGACUCGAAGAUUUAGUUAGUUCGGGUUUCUUUACGAAUAGAAACGAUUUUGACCCCAGCCCUUACUGUUAUCUGUACACACCUGCAUAUCUACAUCCCAUGUCAGUUUUAUGAGGAAAUAAUAUUCAUUUCCGAACAGUUAACAAUCACAGAGUCAUGACCAGCUUUUUUUAUCCAUGACCCCCUGCCCUCUUUUUUUUGUUUUAUUGAUGAUGAUGUUCCACUUGUCCUGCCUUGGUUUCUCUGUAAUUGACACGCAUUGAGAUUGAUGCAAAGUCCUGUGCCUUGACCCGACUUAUAAUAAACAUUACUGCAAGCUACUGAAUGAAGACUCGCAUG